This is a messenger RNA of Phytophthora nicotianae INRA-310, 1447 nucleotides long. RefSeq lists its product as hypothetical. The transcript has a single exon. Lineage: Eukaryota; Oomycota; Peronosporomycetes; Peronosporales; Peronosporaceae. Gene Ontology annotation, molecular function: hydrolase activity. The coding region runs from base 1 to 1395 and encodes 464 amino acids. The record is from RefSeq and is a predicted model, not a curated record.
AUGUACUUCACAAGUGUCGCCUCGACACUGCUCGCUGCAAUGGCCUUCCUUUCUUUGGUUCCACGAACUACGUCCGAGUCUAUCUGCACACUGAGUGACUCCGAAGCGUGUGCUGUCGAUACGCUCACUCCCUCAGACGACGAUGGGAGUGUUCUUAUCUACCCGGGAGGAAACACGCGUUGCGCUUUUGACGACUACACGGAUUCCGAAUCAACGUUCUCUACAAACUCGACGUAUUUCUUCCAGGUGUUCCCGAACAGUGGUUCGAACAAGUCGAAGUUGAUGAUAUUCUUCCAAGGAGGUGGUGCCUGCACUGACGAGGAGACCUGCUCGUUUGGCUUGCAAUGCUCAUUGGGGGCUAGCGCGACCCUGACAACAGUUGCAACUUCUAGCAGUGCAGGUAUACUAAAUCGCUCGAUCUCGGACAACAUGUUCAAAGACUGGAACAUUGUUUUCGUGCCAUAUUGCACCGGGGAUGUUCAUGCUGGAAACCGCAUCUUAGAACCCUACGAGAGCAAUGUUGCAGAGCUCCUGGGGGAACCACAAUGUCUUGGAUUGAAUUACACCAUGUACCUCAAUGGCUACAACAAUACUCAAUCAGCGCUGGAUUGGGCCCUUGAGAACUACCCGGACGUUGACAACCUCGUCGUGGGCGGUGAGAGUGCUGGUUCUCUCGGGGCACAGCUUCACAGCGCACACAUCGCCGAAUUGUGGGGUGUCAACUCCAAGGGCACACGGUUCUCGGUGAUCGCAGACAGCUACGUUGGUGCUGUGCCUGCGAAUCACACAGGAUCGCAAUCUCUGCACUUUACUGGAGUGUGUGAUGUUAACUUGGGCAUGCCAGCCACCGUUGUGGCAGAUUGCGAUGCAGAGAUGGCUACAACCAUUGAGAUGACGGAGUCACUGAUCGAAGAUGUGCCACAAGGCAAUUGGCUUUUCAUCAACAGUAAGGGAGAUUUAACACAGCGAUACUUCUAUGCACUUCUCGAGGAAGGCAUCGAAGGCUACCCGUUCACCGAUCUAGUUUCCGAGCAAGAUUUCUACGCUGACAUGAGUGUGAUCUUGGAUGCAUACCAAAGUAUCAGUACUCGAAUUACUACGUUCUACGUCGAGGGCACGAAGCACGUCUUCUUGGCUGAUACGAACUUUACGAGCUAUCAAAGUGACGAGGGUUUGUUACUCGGCGAUGUACUUAAUGCGUGGUUAGUCUCGGACUCCAGUUUGAACUCGAACACUACGGCAGUCACUUCAAGUUCAGGUAGUUCAGCUACAACGACAGACGCUACUACUGCAAGCUCAACCAACUCAGGUACGCCCGGAAGCAGCACAACAAGCGCGACAUCAACCGCAAGCACUACCUCGUCAUCGACUACGAGCACUACUUCUUUCUGCUAAGUGGAGUAUGAAUAUCGGGAGACCCAACGCAACCUUAUGACAUCAAACACGG